CGCUGCAGCGCGUGGUUUCUGGACCGAACAAGGUAGAUCGAGAGAAAACGACAGCAGCAGCCAGCAGCCGAAGGCAGCAGUGGGAGACGACCACAACAAAGACCAUCCGCGCCGUGCAGCCAAGCCACCCCACCAGACCAAACCAAUCCAAACCCCGAAGCCAAGUCCGCCAACUCCGCCCCCGAGCUCCCCGAGGCGAAAGCGGCCCGCGGGCGCGCCGCGGCGAGGCGGCGGCCAUGUCGGUGUCGUGCGGGCUGGAGUGCGUGCUGUGCGUGGGGUGCGUGCGGUGGGCGUGGAAGCGGCUCACUUACAUCGGCGCCUACGACAGCGAGACCUGGCCGCCCGCCGCUCCCGACGACUUCGAGCCCGUCCCGCGCAUCUGCCGCAUCAUCAUCGCCAUCUCCGAUCCGGACCUCUCCAACCCCAAGCUCGCGCCGCCCGGCCGCGGGUACGCCGACAUCGACCCCGACGGCUUCGUCAGGCGCACCACCUACGCCGACGUCGGCAACACCUGCCCGCCCUACGUCGUCUAUGCCGACAAGCGCCGCAAGGAGGUCGUCCUCGCCGUCCGCGGCCUCAACCUCGUCCGCAACGCCGACUACAAGGUCUUGAUGGACGACAAGCUCGGGAAGCAGAUGUUCGACGGCGGGUAUGUGCAUCACGGGCUGCUGAAGGCGGCCCAGUUCAUACUGGAGAGGGAGACGGAGACGCUGCGGGAGCUGCUGCGGCAGCAAGGGCCCGACUGCAAGCUCCUGUUCGCGGGGCACUCGCUGGGCUCCGGCAUCGCGGCGCUCAUGACGGUGCUGGUGGUCAACAACCGGAGGGAGUUUGGCAACAUACCCAGGAGCCACAUACGGUGCUACGCCCUCGCGCCCGCCCGGUGCAUGUCGCUCAACCUCGCUGUCAAGUACGCCGAUGUGAUCUACUCCGUCGUGCUGCAGGAUGAUUUUUUGCCAAGAACGCCAACACCAUUGCAAUACAUUUUUGGGUCUAUAUUCUGCUUGCCCUGCUUGAUAUUCCUCGUUUGCUUGAGAGAUACAUUUAAACAAGACAAGAAAAAGUUUAAAGAUCCUAGAAGAUUGUAUGCUCCGGGUCGAAUGUAUCAUAUUGUCGAGAGGAAAUUUUGCAGAUGUGGAAGAUUCCCGCCUGAAGUGAGAACUGCUAUUCCAGUGGAAGGACGAUUUGAGCAUAUUGUGUUAUCGUGUAGUACCACUUCUGAUCAUGCCAUUUUUUGGAUUGAGCGAGAAUCAGCUAAGGCUUUAGAGUUAAUGAAGGAAAAUGAGAAGGCAACAACUCCACCGGCGCAACAAAAGAUGGAGAGAUUGCAAAGUUUUGAGGAAGAACAUAAGAGUGCACUCCAGAGAGCGAAGACCUUGGAUGUUCCUCACGCAGUUGACAUUUCUGAAGAGGAAACCCAUGAGGGUGCACUACCAUCCGAUACUCACAGCGAGACGACAUCAGAACCAAAAUCUGCAGGAGGAACCAGUUGGGAUGAGCUGAUGGAUAAGCUUUUCAGCAGGGAUGAAGAUGGUAAGCUUAUUGUGAACAGGGACAUGGUAGCGAGAGACGUUGUUAUCGAGUAAUGCAAGAUCACGACUCUUUAUACUUUUCACGCUGUAAUCCAUCCGUAUCACUUGCUGUAUAAAAGAGUGGUGGUAAAUCAUGUUUUUUUACCUUCGUAAAUUUUCAUUUUGAGAGCAAGCAAUUUUGUGACAGAGAAAAAGCGGUUGUAAAUUUCCUGGUGCCGAGGGCUAUCUUGGUGUAUAUAUGGACUUUAUCUGUGCAUUCUUGAGUCUGGAAGGUUUGUAAUUCGUUUAAUACAGGUUUUGUAUAUCGUUGUUGGCUGGCAAAUUCAGAUUGAUUGUAUUAUAUUUGUUACCGUUA
Brachypodium distachyon (stiff brome) is the source of this 1884-nucleotide messenger RNA. RefSeq lists its product as uncharacterized. The transcript is spliced from 6 exons. The coding region runs from base 237 to 1583 and encodes 448 amino acids. The record is from RefSeq and is a predicted model, not a curated record. Gene Ontology annotation, biological process: lipid catabolic process. Lineage: Eukaryota; Viridiplantae; Streptophyta; Magnoliopsida; Poales; Poaceae.